Molecule: messenger RNA, 2180 nt
Organism: Trematomus bernacchii (emerald rockcod)
Lineage: Eukaryota; Metazoa; Chordata; Actinopteri; Perciformes; Nototheniidae
Exons: 22
Coding region: 133-2166 (677 amino acids)
Biological process (GO): poly(A)+ mRNA export from nucleus
Cellular component (GO): nucleus; cytoplasm
Molecular function (GO): protein binding; RNA binding
Source: RefSeq, a predicted model, not a curated record
GCAGCAGAGUGCCGUGCUAAGCUAACAGCUAAGCUAGCUUGACAACUUUACCGCUCAUCUGACCGGGUGAAGUUGUACACAAAGGACAGGCCACGUGGAUAUUUUUCUUUUUUAAAUGCUUUCCUUGUGAACAUGUUCCUGAAGGCUGGGCCUGAAGAGUUCUCCUGGAUGGAUCGUGUGAAUUUAUCCGAGAGAAGCUACCCAAACCUGGCUGUGGUGACACGUGUUUUGGAUGACAACCGAGGGGAGUUUAUGGUGAGGAGGGAGGUCAGGAGCACUGGUUGCAUGGUAUUUGGAGAGCAUGAUGACAGAACCGGACCACAGUUUCGCAGCCGCAAAGGAAGAGGCUCCCACAAGGGUCGGUCAUAUGAAGGGUCCCGCAGGGUCCGCCAACGGGGAAGCCACUCUGGAGACAUCGGGGGUCCUGGGCCACGAUCUCGGUUUGACGAUACUGACGUAGAUGUAACUAUGAGUGACAGCUCUCAGGACAACAGCUCUCAAAACAGAUUCACCCCAUAUGGAAGACCCGGUCGGAAAGGAGGAGACGGACGCUUUGACAGAGACAGGCCACAAGGCAGAGUAGGCGGUGGGAGAGGGGGAGGCAGAGGCCGAGGUGGAGGUGGAGGCAACAACGGAGGCAAAAGCCGUUCAGGCUGGUAUAAAGUAACGAUACCACAUGGAAAGAAAUAUGACAAGAAAUGGUUAUUGCCAGCUCUUCAAAACAUCUGUACGGUUCCCUACACACCAGUACAGUACCAUGUUGACCAUACCAGGGCCCAUUUUUAUGUGGAUGAUUCCUCUACUGCCAAUGCUUUGCACAAAUGUACUCACAAGAUCACAGACACGGAUGGAUAUAAGGUGGAAGUUCAUGUCAACCCCAGCGCACCACCAUCCUGCCUCCAGUCUGAUCUGAAGCCUGAACACUUGGAGCAUCUGAAGCAAUGCAUGGCAAAACGUUUUGAUGGCUCCCAGCAAGCACUGGACUUAAACAACAUCCGAACAGACCCUGACCUGGUUUCCCAGAACAUUGAAGUCAUCUUGAAUAGGAAGACGAACAUGGAAGCUGUCAUCAAUAUCAUUAAAGAAAACAUCCCAGAGCUGACAGGCUUGAACCUGAGUAACAACCGUAUUCACAAACUGGAUGAACUCACAGAUUUGGUUUCCAAGGCACCUAAUCUGAAGACCCUCAACCUUUCCCACAAUGAGCUGAAGACAGACCGGGAGCUGGACAAGGUGAAAGGCUUGAAGCUGGUGGAGCUGUGGCUGAACAGGAACCCUCUGUGCGACUUCUUCAAGGAUCAGGCCUCAUACAUUAGUGCUGUGCGGCAGAGGUUUCCCCGGCUUCUCAAACUCGAUGGUCAUGACCUCCCUGCUCCCAUUGGAUUUGAUGUGGAAACCCCCACAACUAUCCCCCCCUGCAAGGGCAGCUGUUUUGGCUCUGAUGAUAUCAAGGUCCUCAUCCUUCGCUUCUUGCAACAGUACUACAGUAUAUACGACUCCGGGGACAGACAGUCACUCUUGGAUGCCUACCAUGAUGGAGCAUCGUUAUCCCUGACAACACCGUACUCCACCCAGAACCCCUCCAGGAGCAGCCUUGGGGAGUAUCACAAAGACACUCGAAACCUGAAGAGGAUCAAAGACACCACGGUUCGGUUUCGACUUCUGAAGCAUACACGACUGAACGUGGUGGCUUUCCUCAACGAGUUGCCCAAAACUCAGCACGACAUUGCCUCUUUUAAUGUCGACGUAAACACCUUCACGAACACACUAUUAUCAUUCACAGUGAGCGGAGUCUUCAAAGAAGUUGCUGUUGAUGGUAAAUCCCGAGAGUCGACAAUGGCUUUCUCCCGGGUCUUCGUCACAGUCCCAGCAGGGAAUAACGGUCUUUGCAUCGUGAAUGACCAGAUGUUCAUCCGGAUGGCCACAACAGAGGAGAUCCGGAGAGCCUUCGUCGCCCCCGCUCCCACUCCCUCGUCCAGCCCCGUGCCCAUCCUCACUGCACCGCACCAGGAGAUGCUCACAGCCUUCUCGCAGAAGUCUGGCAUGAACCUGGAAUGGUCCCAAAAGUGUCUGCAAGACAAUAACUGGAGUUUCGACGUAGCUGGGCAGGUUUUCACUCAGUUAAAGGCGGAUGGCAAGAUCCCUGAUGUUGCGUUCAUAAAAUAAAGAGUUGAAUCAUA